AUGGCUGCAAAAUCUCAACGAAAGAUUGAAGUGUUUGGAACAUCCAUCAUGUCAUCCAACAAAAUUCGAUCAAACCACGAUAAAGCGACCAGGAUCCUCUCACAAGCAAAGCUCACGUUCGAAUUCUUCGAUAUUGCCUCUAGCGAAGAGGAGAAGUUGCGGUAUAAAAAACUUGUUGCUUCAAACCAUGUCAAAUCCCCCGAGCUACCGUUUAUUAUCAGUGGAGGAGAGGCCGUGGGAACUGUGGAACAGCUCGAAGAAGCUGUCGAGUACGGCGAGUUGCGACAAUUCCUGCUCCUUGAAAAACCAAUGGGCCAAUCUGAAGACGAUGAAUUGCUUGCUCAACUCUCGGCAGCGGAGCUUAAGGAACUGGGCGUCGAUAUGGCAGCUCCAUCUCAUCCAGCUGCACAGAGAGUUGCAAACGAAGUUCAAGUUCUUUCUGGUCAAGGAAAUGUCGAAAAUCCCAUUGAACCCGCUCCAACACCCCACGUACCUGUAGCUGCAAAAGGGAAGCCUGAUACUCCAGCGCUUGACCAAGCUCAAGGAGAUGCGUUAUUGAGUCAAAUGAUCGGCAAAGACGAAGUACAACUGAAGAAGGAGCAAGAUUCACAAAAUCUCAAAAGCGACGUCGAAGCAAAGAAUGCUGAGAACGAUCUUCCCUCAUUGGCUAACACUGCUUCCUCGAUCAACGAUACGAUUCAAGAGAAGAUCGAGAAAAAUCCCACCCCAGCCGUACUGGCCGAGUAGCCAGAAUCGGCCUCUCUUGCCUUCUUCACGGACAACUAUGAGCCUAUUUAUCACAUCGGUUCCUCAUGUCUCGAGAAUCGCAACUGUAAAAUGGUCGGCAAGAUAAUCGCCCGGAGAACAGCCAGAUCCACACAGCGACUUCCUUUAAAAAUAUAUAAUCUUAAUCACAUUCGGUUUCCUUCAGCAGCAAUCAGCAUUUAUGUCUUCAGACAAAUUGAAAUCAUCAUCCAUCCUUUUAGUUAUCUGUACAUAUGGACGCAUGUCCCGAUCACCGUGAAAGUGGACAACGGUAUCCGAUCAUUGGAAUUCAGGUAUCCAAGUUCCCUUCGCGUAUACACAUAUAGUUAUCUGAAGGUGUCACUUGGACCGAGGCAUCCUCGCAUUUCCCAUCAUAUUUAGCCUUAGUGAAACCCUUUGCUGUUCAUACCUCCAUGUUUACAGAAUCCCAUCAGAUCCUAGUCGGAUGUCGGGGUUGAAUGACAUGAAGGGGCGCUUGCUUUUACC
This is a messenger RNA of Melampsora larici-populina 98AG31, 1251 nucleotides long. RefSeq lists its product as uncharacterized. The coding region runs from base 1 to 747 and encodes 248 amino acids. The record is from RefSeq and is a predicted model, not a curated record. Gene Ontology annotation, cellular component: cytoplasm. The transcript is spliced from 2 exons. Lineage: Eukaryota; Fungi; Basidiomycota; Pucciniomycetes; Pucciniales; Melampsoraceae.